Molecule: messenger RNA, 1575 nt
Organism: Trematomus bernacchii (emerald rockcod)
Lineage: Eukaryota; Metazoa; Chordata; Actinopteri; Perciformes; Nototheniidae
Gene: sh3bgr
Product: SH3 domain binding glutamate-rich protein
Exons: 10
Coding region: 240-905 (221 amino acids)
Cellular component (GO): cytoplasm
Source: RefSeq, a predicted model, not a curated record
CGACAGACAGCUGCACAGCCCAAUCGGUGUGUGCUGCUGCGCCCCUAGGGGCCAACCCGCCAAUCCCGCACUAAUGGAGCCUGCAGACCAAAAUAGCCCCCCAGCAGUGUAUGUGUUUAUGUGGUGUGUGUGUCUUAGUACUGUGUCCUGGGUGAGCUCUAAUAAUAGAGGCCCGCCUGCUCCUUUAAGAGCCUACUUGUUGCAUAUAGCCCGACUCCACAAACUACAUUUGAACAAAAAUGGUUAUCAAAGUUUUCCUCGCCUCUUCGUCGGGAUCCACUGCGAUCAAGAAGAAGCAGCAGGAUGUGGUGGGAUUCCUGGAGGCUCUUAAAGUGGAGUACGCUCAGCUGGACAUCGCCUGCAGCGAGGAGAACCGCAUGUGGAUGAGGCAGAACGUCCCGCAGGAGAAGAAGCCCUCCAACGGCAUCCCCCUGCCCCCCCAGAUCUUCAAUGAGGAGGGAUACUGCGGGGACUAUGAGACGUUCUUCGAUGCCAAGGAAGACAACGCUGUGUUUGCCUUCCUGGGGCUGCCCCCUCCCCCCGGCUCAAAGGAAGCAGAUCAGGCCGGCAUUGUGCAGAACGGGACCCACGCUGAGGAGACUAAUGCAGAGAACGGGAACGUUGAUGACUCAAUAGAGGUUCCAGUGGAGGAGCGAAAUGGGAAUUCACACUCCGAUGAGGAGCAGGCAGCUGGUGAGGAGGAGGAGGGUGAGGAGGAGCUAGCAGAAGAGGAUGAAGUCAUGGAGGAAGACGAGGACAUGGCUGAGGAAGAGGAGGCGGUGGAAGAAACAGACGAGGCCCCCGCAGAGGAGGAGGAAGAAGAAGAAGAACAGGAGGAAGAAGAGCUACUACAGCUUGAGGAAGAAGAAGAAGCUGAAGUACAAGAGGAGGAAGAGGCUGAGUAGUUGACACCAGGGGGCGUCAUCGAUGUUAAAAUGUUAAUAUCCAGCCCGAAGGAGCCGUCUCUCCCUGACCCUUUGACGCUUGACCCCCCUCCACCCGUCCCCAAGGACCCCACUGGAAACUGAUGGCCAUGUGUUUGAAGGCGCCAAGUCAAAAGCUAAAGUCCUGAUACGCAUAUCUCGUUCCCUUUUGACUGCAAUGUUGACUUAAUUUUUAUAUUUUGCCUUUUGAGACGUACUGUAAUGAAAAUGCACAGAGUAGCCAAGUGGUGUCGAGUAGCUUUUGUAAAAUGCUAUUCAGUUAUUUUGGUAAAAAUCAAACUUAUUUCUCGUAUUUCUCGUUUUCUAACAGAGAAGAAGUGGCCUUUACAAAAAAUCUUGGCAUAGCUUAGAUGGUUUUGCCCCACUUCAGAUUCAAACUCGCGCUCUAGUGUGUUCUGAUCUUUUAUCAGUAGUUUUACCAAUGUCGUGGAUCCUUCGAUCAAGUGAAUGUACAAAUUCAAGACUUCCUAAAGGCCACAUGAGGAAAAAAUACGCACAUACUGCACCACCACUAUAGUUGCGUCUGCCAAUACUGCUGUCUAAUCAAUGCACUUUGUUGAAUAAGGAGUGAACCAUGUGACUAAGACUUGCAUGCAAUGGAAAAUGCAAUAAAGUAAACUGGUAAAAACGA